Messenger RNA from Mauremys mutica (yellowpond turtle), 574 nucleotides. It is a transcript of the gene MRPS21, whose product is annotated as mitochondrial ribosomal protein S21. Bases 246 to 509 code for a protein of 87 amino acids. Gene Ontology annotation, molecular function: structural constituent of ribosome. Gene Ontology annotation, biological process: translation. NCBI's taxonomy places the organism in Eukaryota, Metazoa, Chordata, Testudines, Geoemydidae. Gene Ontology annotation, cellular component: ribosome. The transcript is spliced from 3 exons. The record is from RefSeq and is a predicted model, not a curated record.
GAAGCUGGGCCCGGCGCCGUAGUCGGGCCCCUCCUGGGCAGGCUGGGCUCGGCCUGCCCGGGGCGAAGCGGGGCCCAAGCCCUGGAGGGGAAUAGGGGGAUGCACCCCCCCAGCCCGGGGAGGGAUCUCAGACUUCACUUCAGUGGCCUCCCCGAAGAGCAGGUUAUCUGCGAGGCAGCCAAAAACACAGCACAGAGCGCUCUAACUCUGUGAUUUAAGCUUCUUCAGGAACAGCUACGCCCAAAAUGUCACAUCACCUGAAAUUUAUUGCCAGAACGGUGAUGGUCCAGAAUGGGAAUGUGGAUGCUGCUUACAGGAUACUAAACAGAAUUCUAACCGUGGAUGGGAUCAUUGAGGAUGCCAAACGACGCCGGUACUAUGAGAAACCAUGCCGCAAGAGGCAGCGGGAGACCUAUGAGAUGUGCCGGCGGAUUUAUAAUUCAGAGAUGGCCAGGAAGAUUGCAUUUCUAAUGAGGAAGAAUCGACAGGACCCCUGGCUAGGCUGUUAAAUCCAAAGAAUUACAAUAGCUGGGGAAACAGCCCAGUGACUUUGGUUUAAAAAAACAAAACAAAA